Armigeres subalbatus is the source of this 4945-nucleotide messenger RNA. RefSeq names its product monocarboxylate transporter 3-like. Lineage: Eukaryota; Metazoa; Arthropoda; Insecta; Diptera; Culicidae. Bases 855 to 2930 code for a protein of 691 amino acids. The transcript is spliced from 7 exons. The record is from RefSeq and is a predicted model, not a curated record. Gene Ontology annotation, molecular function: monocarboxylic acid transmembrane transporter activity. Gene Ontology annotation, biological process: monocarboxylic acid transport; transmembrane transport. Gene Ontology annotation, cellular component: membrane.
UGGAGCUCAGUUAUGCUUUGAUAGUCGUACGGAAACGUUGUCUCAGAAGUUGGAUCGCCUCGCACUGGACUUAAGCCUCGCGCGCACGCAUUUCUUGGUCGAUUGCCGUUUUCUUCAUUGGCUUUCAGCUUCUCUCUCGCCGACGCCGGUUCGUUAGGCUUUACUUGGGAACAAGCACGCUUUUCUUGCCUUUUAUCGAGUGAAAUUUUUGCUGUUUUCUGCCCGAAGUAGCAGUUUCGGAAUUUUCGGUACGCGACCAGUGAGUUGCUUUUCGACGGACGGUUUUGUGUGACUUUUUUUUUGGUUGUGGUGUGCAAUUUUAUCUACACAUGAAGUGAGUUUAGUACAACGAUAAGUGAUCGAAGCGUAAAAAACGCGUUCUGGCGCUACUUCAAACACCAUACACGUAUCGCAAUUUCGAACCCAUGCAACACUGUGUAAUUAAGUAUCGAAAAAAAGUUGCUCAACGUUUUCAAACUGUGUGAGUGUGGUUAGUCAGAAGACACCGAAAAACGCCUGGCGCUUCAAAAAACGCGUUUCUACUAGUGGAAGGCAGUAAAGUCCGAUAAAAAAUUACCAUACUUGCCUUUCGCGUUUCGCGGUUUUCAUAUUAAAAAAACAGCAUUCAAACGUAUCUCUGUGAGUUAGUAAGCUAGUUAGUGACGUGUGAAAUUCGCUUUUAAGUUGUGUGACAAAGAUCGUCAUCAAAAGCGCCGGUGCUCGAGAUACGCACAUGUGUUUAUCGCCAGCUCUAAAGGUUCAUUCAUAAAAGCAGGCAAAACUCUUCAACCCCAUCAUCAUCAAUUGGAUUAUCCAGCUGAAAGCCGUUGCCACCGCAGAGAAAAGCUUGAAAGAUGCCACCGCAAAACACAAUCGAGAUGAGUGCGAAACCGGACGCUGAAAAUGGUACGCAGAAGGUUCAAAAUGGUAACGCAAACAAACUCCAGAUGAUGAAGGAAGAACCGCCAACGACAUCGGUAAUCGUUCCCCCGGACGGAGGUUGGGGUUGGCUGGUGAUGAUCGCGUCAUUCCUCUGCAACACGGUCGUCGACGGUAUAGUGUUCAGCGCCGGUAUGUUCCAGGAUCCCAUCCGGUUGGACUUUGGCGUUGGUAAAGCCGAGGUCGCAUUAGUAUGCUCGUUACUCAGCGGCUUCUAUCUUCUGACGGGACCGUUUGUCAGCGCUCUGGCAAAUCGAUGGGGAUUCAGGCCCGUCACGAUCAUUGGAGCGGUUGUCGCAUCAGUUGGUUUCGCUCUAUCCUACUACGGAACCAGUUUGGGCUACUUGUAUGUCACUUAUGGUAUUAUCGGUGGCAUUGGCUUCUGCUUCAUUUACGUUCCUUCGGUUAUUACUGUUGGAUACUAUUUUGAAAAAUGGCGAGCUUUGGCCACCGGAAUAGCGCUGUGCGGAUCAGGUGUGGGAACAUUUGUGUUCGCUCCACUGAGUGCCAUGCUUAUUGAGCGAUUCGGAUGGAGAGGUGCUCUACUAGCUCAAUCAGCUAUCAUUCUAUCGUGUGCAAUAUUUGGAUGCUUUUUCCGACCCAUUCAACCUAUUCAAGUCACUAUUACUAAAGACGAAGAUACCCCGGCCGAGAAGGGAACGCUACUUGGAGAAGGACUGCCGAUCGUCUACACCAGACCACUGCCAGAGGGUCGAUUCGCAUAUUCGGUACCCAAUAGCUCCCACAACACGUGGAUGGGCGUCAGUCCAAACACUCAGUAUCCAACUGCUGCCGAAGUUUUCCGGGGUAGCGGACACAACCUUGAACGAAGACCAUCGAAUCACUCUGGCCUGCUAACGAAUGAAAACAUUCAACACACGACAAAAAAAUUGGAACAGCUCUCAAAAAUUCAGAAACGACUCUCAGGGCAGAUGACUCCCGAAGACACUAUCCACGGACCACGGUUUCCAUUGCCUCAUCAUGAAUUGAACACUGUGGGUGAAGCAGCUGAAGAAGAGGAAACUGAAAACGGAACGUUAUUGACGCCCGAUGAAGAGAAGCCUCAAACCGUAAUCAGCACUGCACCUACAACUAGGCAACGAAGCCACACCAUUUCUGGCCGUCGACCAAACGAAUCUGGCUCACGGCACGGAAGCCGACGAGGAACACUCACCGAUGGAACCCGUCCCAUGUACCGAGAUGACAUCUUCUUCACUGGUUCGUUGGUACGGAUACCUCAAUACCAAUCUCAGACAUCGCUCGGAUACCACAUGUCGGUAACACGUUUACCCACGCAAACGGACGUCGAAGAAAUCGAAGAGGAGUCGUGCAAAAUAUGCCCAGAAGCUGUGCGUCGCACCCUCGCAACUAUGUUAGAUAUCACGCUUCUCAAAUCACCAUCGUUUAUGCUGCUGGCCAUCAGCGGUUUCUUCACCAUGAUGGGAUUCUUCGUGCCGUUCAUGUACAUUACUCAGCGGGCCACCAGCGGUGGAAUGGAUCAAAAUGUGGCGCUGUUCAUCGUUUCUGCUAUCGGUAUCUCAAAUACUAUUGCUAGGAUCGUGUGUGGAUUUUUGAGCUCGUUUGAAAGUGUCAACGCACUCUAUAUUAACAAUGUGGCCAUAACUUUGGGUGGCAUUGCCACCAUGUUCAGUGGAUUGUAUAUCACGGAAGCCUUCCAGUUUACGUAUGCAGGAAUUUUCGGAAUUGCUAUUGCAUGUUUCUCCGCUCUACGUUCGAUCCUGGUGGUAGAAUUGAUGGGUCUGGCAAAACUCACCAACGCAUUCGGAAUUCUUUGCUUGUUCCAAGGAAUGGCCGCCGCUAUUGGUGCACCUAUUGCAGGCUUUUUCACUGACUUGACGGGCAGCUACAAUGCAUCAUUCUAUAUUAGUGGCGCAUUAAUCACGAUAUCGGCUGUUUUGUGCUAUCCACUGAAAAUAGUGAACAAAUGGGAGAAAAAACGAGCUCUUAAAAAAGCGCAAGGAACCGUGUAGAAUUUCAGCAAGUCUCGCUGUCCUAAGUACUUACCGAAUAGAACAAGAAUAUCAUCUCCUCCAAUCCAGAAGUCAAUUACAUACAUAAUAACAUUUUUCAGAGCAAGACAGAUUGAAAUUGCAUUGAAAUCAAGUUUUUUUUCUUUUGAUAUUGUAAAAAAUACCUUUACACAUACAAUCUUUGCUACUAUGAAGCUGUCGCAUAAAGUAAUUUAAAAAACUAUACUUUCUAGGUUAGCAUUUAAGGUAAGGUGCUAUUCCAUCCACGCACUGAACAUGAAAGAGACUCAUGCUACAUAUCUGUGAAAAGCAGUGCAGAAUAUUAUUAUAGUUUGAGAUUUUCCUAUUUAUUCUUAUUAUCGAAACGAAUCAAAACUCUGUGCUUAAAAAGUUAGAUCCAAAUUAGUGCCAUACUUAUGGAUGGCGUGUUGCAUGCAAAUAUGAUUUAUAUUUACAAAUAUAAGACUUCAAUAUUAGCUUUGUUAUGUAUAAUAGCCCUUUGCCGAAAAUUGUUUCUACAUAAUCUUUGGAUGAGUUCCUAUCACACGUAGACAAACGAAUGUCCGGAAUUUAUUUGUUUUCAAUUAGGUUUAUAUCAUUGCCCAAAAGUAGUUAGAACUGAACAAAAUUGCUGCAAACGAUGUCGAAAAGUUGAAAGUUGGGUUCAAGUUAUUUUUAAUCAGGAUUUGUGUUAUAAAUUUUGGCCAUUCUCAUUUUUUUUAAAUAACUUCACGUUCCUUGUCCGUCUCGUCGUAUCGAUGUAGUUUUGAGCUGAAUGAAUCUUCUUUAGUUUCACGAGUCUCCGCGAUCGGGAAAAUGCUCCGUCGGUAUUUGGUAUGUUUAUAUCUUUGAAAAUACAUGAGAACAAAAUCCAAAGACCAGAUUCCUGGAGCGAGGCUACCUAAGCAGGUUUCGUUUCUAAUUGUGAGCUCUAAUUGUUUUUUAAAACAUGGGUAAUAUUAACCAUUUUCAUGUAAUAAGAAUCCGUUCAAUCGAUUUUACCAUUUUUGAUUCAAACCUUCUACAAUUAGAUGAAAUACCAAAAUUUUAAACAUUUUUUAUCUUAAAUUCCAAACAAAUUUUACAACAUGAGGAUCUGAUGGUACGGAACUUUAAAAAAAAAACUUCCUUUUGCACAACUUAGAUGGCAUAGGGACUUCUGCAAGUGUCGAUUUGAAAAGUGUCCGGUAUUGGGAGGCGUCCGGCGCUGAAGGAUCACCCCCUGCUAGGUAAAUGACGUUAAAAAUAUUUUAAAUUUGAAUGAUUGCCGGUAUAAUAGAGCUUGUUUCCACUUUUCGACAUCCAUGGUAUGGCUGUAAAGCCUUACCGAAGCCCAACCAAUAAAACACUUUUGAUACAUUAAGCCGACUGCCUGUUUCUGAAUCAGAGCUUCGAAUUUACUGUGAUGACAACGCAAAUAGUAAUAAUAAAUUAUGUUUGUUGAUAUUAACGAGUGGAAGGAGAAUCUUUCCCGAAUAUUAGCACAAUUUUUCUCAUCCAAAACAUUAAACAACUCCACAUUUAUAUUCAGUUUAAUAAAAUAAAAGAAACAUGUAUCACGACUUCUUCCUAAUUGUAUACAUGAACGGUGCAAUGCCUCGAAAACACAGCUCAGUGAAUUUUUGUUUGUCCUCAUUAUUUCUAGAAACAGUAAACGCCAGAUUCAUGCAUUGAAGCAAUAAACAAUAAUGUCCAGGUCCUAUUACAAUAUCGAAUGCCAUAGAAGCCAGUUUUAUUUGAUUUCAUCCAUUGAUUUAGUUUUACGAACCAGCUGAAAAAUAAAGCAACCAUUGAGGUUGCUACGUCGGGUGGUCUAAUCGAAUCGCAACCUAUAUGAAAUACUACAAAGAAACGCAAUAGUAUGUCCGACUGAACAAGAUUCAAAGACACCCUUUUCGGUAGAAUAUCUAAAAUUUAAGAUGUGCAUAGAGUUUACUUUUUCAACGUAUUUUUUGGCAUUAAAGUAUAUGUUUAUAGUUUUAAUGAAUUUUCUAAUAAAUUGACAUAAAAACUCA